AUGUCAGCCACUAAAAGGGAGAACGACGAAAAGGCAUGUCAGGCUGCCGACCAUUUUACAAAAAUUUAUUAUGAAGCAGCAGACCGGAAGCGCAAUAAGAUGAAUUUUUUAUAUGUUGAUGAUGCUACUUUGGUUUGGAAUGGCAAUGUUGUUUGCGGAUCAGAAAACGUGACAAAAUUUUUUGAAGCUCUUCCUAUAUCUCAACACAAUGUUUCAGCCCUAGACUGCCAUUAUUUGGACGAUGAGGGGACUCCGCCUUACCCUUUAGUUGUUUUCUUAGCAGGAAACGUCACGUUAGGUGGUGUGGAUCAUGCUUACACGCAAACUUUUGUUCUUGUUUCUGAGGACGAGAAAUAUAAAAUUAAGAGCGACAGGUUUCGGUUUAUCGACUGA
Enterobius vermicularis (human pinworm) is the source of this 393-nucleotide messenger RNA. The record is from the annotation of a GenBank genome assembly. NCBI's taxonomy places the organism in Eukaryota, Metazoa, Nematoda, Chromadorea, Rhabditida, Oxyuridae.